This is a messenger RNA of Cannabis sativa, 583 nucleotides long. RefSeq lists its product as uncharacterized. The record is from RefSeq and is a predicted model, not a curated record. The transcript has 4 exons. Lineage: Eukaryota; Viridiplantae; Streptophyta; Magnoliopsida; Rosales; Cannabaceae. Bases 169 to 402 code for a protein of 77 amino acids.
AAAUCUCUCUCUCUCUCUCUCUCUCUCUCUCUCUCUCUCUCUCGGCUUUCUUCGGUUCUGUCAUCACCGGUUACCUUAGAAAUAUUAUCAAGCUUAGAUCGGAGAUCGGAGAUCGGAGUAUACGAAUUCCGUUUCACUCAUUCACCGGAUAAACAGGUUGUAAGAGCAAUGAACUGGGUUCAACGUAAAAUCUAUCUUUACAAUGUUACUUUUGGGUUGUAUAUGUUAGAUUGGUGGGAGCGUUGUCUUUUCAAUACCAUUUUGGUGGUUUUGAUGUGGUACAUUCUUUACAACGGAUCCAAACAUGCGAGUUUCAUUUUGCAAGAGGCAUCAGCUUUGGUAACACGCAUGAACAUGUCUAGAAUUUCAACCGGAAAUCCCGGGAAUAUGGAGGCGAAUUGAAUGCCGCCAGUUCAUCGUGUUAUUUUCUGAGUCUUAUUCAAACAAUGCAUGAAAAUGUAUUUACUUGUAGAACCAGUAUUUACAUGCAUGUUCACAAAUUUUCCUCUUUGAUUAUUUUGUAUUCUAAUUGUUAUAUAUUACUUUUUCUUGAAGAUUUUGGCAUCAACCCCAUUUUUUCUUA